Messenger RNA from Penicillium verhagenii, 666 nucleotides. RefSeq lists its product as uncharacterized. The record is from RefSeq and is a predicted model, not a curated record. The transcript has 4 exons. Bases 1 to 666 code for a protein of 221 amino acids. NCBI's taxonomy places the organism in Eukaryota, Fungi, Ascomycota, Eurotiomycetes, Eurotiales, Aspergillaceae.
AUGCCUUCUCUGAGCCAAAACCUCCUCUUCGCGGCAACGGCGAUUGGGUCUGUGAGCGCUGCCUUCGGUCCUGCAUUUAGCACUGGCCCUACUUCUUCGGACACUUACAUCGCCGAGUCAAUUUCCACACUUGUACUGCCUCGCGCUCCAAGUGGCAGCAGUGGAGAUCUUUCGCUGUGGGUUGGAAUGGGUACAUCGGCUGGAGACCUUAUUCAAUCCAUUGCUGAUAACUACCAAUCUGACUCCUGGAGUAUCUUUGCCUAUACAUUGAAAGAGACGAGUGCCGAUUCACAAGAGGUUAUCCAAGGACCCUCUUCGACUGCUACACCCGGAAACCGUGUGACCAUGCACUACAAAUUCAUCGAGUCUUCCGGAAAUUAUACCCAAACAGUCCUCGUCAACAACAAGACCGUUUCGACUCUGUCAACCAGCGACGGAGUGGCCCUAGGCUGGGGAAGUGCGGUGGAAUGCGCGGCAACAGACUGUGGCACUGUGGAUGCUCAUCAUUGGAUCAACACCAAGAUUAUUCUCUCCGCCGCAGAUCCAGAUUACAUUGAUACAUUGGCUUUGGGUGAUGGUGUCACUGCUAACAUGACCACCUCUGACAAUGGCAAGACCUGGACUGUCCCCAGAAUCGAUAUUCCCGAGUACACUUUCACGUCGUAA